GUAAGUCUACAGAAGAAGAGCGAGGAGCUUCACGUUAGGGACUGUGUUUUUACUUGGCGUUAACCGUGCACAGUGGUUUACGUUUGACAAUGCAUCGGCAGGUCACAGAUGUGUUUGGCGGGUGACAGCAGUGACCAUGGUGCCAGGCUUGUGUGUCCUGUUAUUGCUGGUACUCUUCUCCCAGGUCAGAGGUUUCUACCAUGCUUCUGAGGAGGUCUCCGUGCCUGAAGAAUGGGUCCUGCUUCACGUCGUCCAGGGCCACGUUGGUGCCGGCAACUACAGUUACCUGCGUCUCAAUCACGAUGGCCGCAUCGUCCUGUAUAUGCAUAGCCUCAAGGGAGAUGCUGACCUUUAUGUGUCUGAUAAGACACUGCGACCAGACUUUGACACGUAUAAACUUCAGUCAGCCACCUGUGGCUAUGAUGUAGUGGUGGUUCCAGGGGACUUUGUCAGACCUGUGGGCAUUGGAAUCUAUGGACACCCUUCUCACCUGGAGAGUGAAUUUGAGAUGAAGGUGUUUUAUGAUCAGACAGCUUUGGCAGAGGACCUAUUUCACAAGGAAUUUUAUUCUUCCGAGGACAGUCCUGGGCAGCCCAAAUACCCACAGCAGGGUCCGGAGGAAGCGUUGGAGGAGGAGGAGUCCAUUUUCUGGACAAUCCUUAUUGGGAUCCUUAAAAUAAUACUUGAAAUUUUGUUUUGAUUAUGAUGUGAUUGUUGCCAUAGUAACUUUGUCAUCAGAAUUUCCGUUUUAGGCAAAAAAAGGCACUGAAAUGUGGUCAAAUUACUGACAUAACAGUGAAGAAAAGAUUUAUACAAAGGCUAUAUACCUAUAUAUAGAGAGAGAGAGACUCCACCAUUUCUUUUUCUGUCUCUCUUUGUUUAUUUUCCUUUUUCUUCUGCUGUCUUAAUCUAGACAUGAUACACCAGAGGUUUAAAUGAACCAUGAUCAUCUCUCCCUGCUGGUGUUUUCUUUCAUACAAAUGCAAAUUUUACUUAAUUGAUUGCAUAUCUACAAAUCCAGUUCUUUUUUGUAUUGGAGGAGUUUGUGAUAUAUUAAUUUUCAGCAGUGUUCUAUAUUGUGCUCUUUUUUUUUUUUUGCCAAUUUCUGAUGUAAUGAAUAAUUUUGAAUCUGCUGGAGUUCUGAGCACUAUGCAAUUGUAGAAAUAAUGUUUUGGUUAGGAAUACACAGCUGUGCCUUUUGUAAGUCCUUUCAAUGAGAAAUUGAAAGGAAUACUCUCAUGCAACUGUAACGUUUGUAACAUUUUGAAAAUAAAGGUAAUCAAUUGUGAAAACUGCAA
Electrophorus electricus (electric eel) is the source of this 1298-nucleotide messenger RNA. RefSeq names its product chromosome 26 C6orf120 homolog (gene c26h6orf120). NCBI's taxonomy places the organism in Eukaryota, Metazoa, Chordata, Actinopteri, Gymnotiformes, Gymnotidae. The record is from RefSeq and is a predicted model, not a curated record.